Cynara cardunculus var. scolymus (artichoke) is the source of this 2183-nucleotide messenger RNA. RefSeq names its product fructokinase-like 2, chloroplastic. Gene Ontology annotation, cellular component: chloroplast nucleoid. Lineage: Eukaryota; Viridiplantae; Streptophyta; Magnoliopsida; Asterales; Asteraceae. The transcript is spliced from 6 exons. Bases 63 to 1889 code for a protein of 608 amino acids. The record is from RefSeq and is a predicted model, not a curated record. Gene Ontology annotation, biological process: chloroplast organization; etioplast organization; plastid transcription.
UUUGUGAAUGGUGGCGUUGAUGGGGUUCGAUUCUUGAAACCUCAAGCUCUUGGUGUCUAAAAAUGGCAUCUUUGCCUUCUUUUACUCAAUUUUGUUCUUUGCCCAGGUGGCACUGGAAUUUGUCUUUGUCAUCCUCAAUAAACCUUGUACAACUACCGGAUGUUCGAUUGCGUGGUAGAUUUGUUGUUACAGCAACUCCUAGGAAAAAAGUUGCAGAGAAAACAUCUGAUGGAGAAGAGGAUGACUCCGAAACAAAGACAACCCGUAAACGAGCCCCAUCAAGGAGAAAGAAAAAGGCUGUUCCAGAGGAGAAUUUGGUACUAGAGAGUAGUAUUAGCAACACAGAUGAAGAGACAUCAAUGGCUUCCGAGUCAACCGAGGUUCCUGAGAAACCACAAAGAAGAACUCGAAAAAAAGAAAUUGCACUUGCCUCUACUUCAAGUAGCUUAGAUGAAGAACCAGAAAAGAAGGUUACGAGGCGGCGGCGUAGUAAGAAAACCAUAGAUGAUACGAUAGAUGAAGGUAGUGAAACCGAGCUUAGUGAGCGUGAGGACGAUACCGAUAGUGAAAAAGAGCUAGAAUUUGAUGCCUUUGGUGGAGAGGAUAUUAGCAAUACAUACCUUUGGCCCCCUCUAGUUUGUUGCUUUGGAUCGGUUAAGCCUGCAUUUGUGCCAUCGGGAAGGCGAGCCAAUAGACUUAUAAACCAUGAAGCAAACGAAAGAAUGGAGGAAGCUUUAUGGAUACCGGAGAAGUUUGUGCGAGCCCCCGGAAGCUGUGUAGGCAACGUUGCAGUGUGUCUUGCUAGAUUAGGAAAUAAUGCCGCUUUGAUGAGUAAGAUUGGGAAUGAUGAUUGUGGACAAGCUAUGUUGUAUCACUUGAAUGAUAGUAAAGUGCAAACUCGAUCGGUUCGAAUUGAUGCAAAACGAAUGACUGCGAUGUCACGGAUGAAAAUGAGCAAGAGGGGCGGGUUACGAAUGACGUGUAUCAACCCGUGCGCAGAGGAUAUGCUUACGAAGUCUGAGAUCAAUAUCGACGUGCUUAAAGAGGCAAAGAUGUUUUACUUCAAUGCAUUCUCUCUUAUUGAGAAAAAAAUGAGAGCAAGUGCUUUGCAAGCGAUCAAGAUCUCGAAGCAGCUUGGAGGGGCGAUCUUUUUCGAUCUCAACCUACCGUUGCCACUAUGGAAUUCUCGGGAAGAAACUCAGUCGAUUAUUCAAGAGGCGUGGGAACUUGCGGAUGUGAUCGAGGUUACUAAACAAGAACUUGAAUUUUUAUGUGGGAUUGUGCCUUCUGAGAGAUUUGAUACCAAAGACAACCAUCCGUCAAAGUUCGUUCACUAUGGUCUAGACGUCGUUGCUCCAAUCCUACACGACAAUCUCAAAGUUCUUUUCGUCACAAAUGGGACUUCUAUGAUUCACUACUACACCAAGGAGCACAAUCGUAUGGUUCUUGGAACCGAGGAUAUACCCAUCACGGCUUUCACUUCUGACAUGUCUGCAGCCGGAGAUGGCAUUGUUGCAGGGCUUUUGAGUAAGUUGGUGGCUCAGCCGCACCUGAUGACCGAUAAAGAGUAUUUGGUGCACAUCAUCGAGUACGCCAUUAACUGUGGGGUUAAAGAACAAUGGGCUCAAUCGCGGAAACUAGGGCACCCUCCUAAAGCGGGCGUGGAUGAUGAAGAUAUCUUGUUUGAUCCCAAUGGUUACAGAAGCAUCUCGGAAGAAGCAUUCCGCACAUAUUACCCUCCCCCAAGUGAUGAUUUUGAUGGUGAUGAAGAUGAAGAUGAAGAGGUGGUCAUUAAUGAUUCAGAAGAAGAAGAUGAAGGUGAUAAGAUGGAUGAAUAUGAUUCAGAAGAUGAGCCAAUGCCCAAACUCACUCAGCCAAUUGCUGCUUAACCAAUGUCUCAUUUCUGUUUUCCUCAAAUUGGAUGUGUGCAAUUUUGUCUUAUUUAAUCAGUUUGUCUUGCUGCUUCAAACCUAUAUCUCCGUCGAAAAGUAGGGUUUAGGGAUGGGAUGUAUACGGAUUUGUCGUCUGCUUUAAAGGGUGAAAUAUUGGCUCGUGUACUAAUGUUUUGUAGUAUUAUGGGUUUGCGUUGGUUCUUGGAACGUAUACGUCACUCGAAAGUAGGGUUUGAAGGUAAAACGUAAGUAAAUUUGUCAUCUACUUUAAAGGGUAGGACAACUGUUUUC